AUUUCUAAUCAAACACGACUCGAGAUAACCGGUAAUAAUAGAUCUAUUGUAUAAAAGUGCCGCUAAGGUACACUCGUACGGCCGGUGAUUUGUUUUUCAUCAAAUUACUAACUGGUGGCUCGUGGGGCACUACCGAAACUGCGAGCGGGAUUCCGUGCGCAUCUUCGGACACGUGUAUGGGGUGUAUCGAGCGAGCCGUCGAAUUGGCGAACAAUUCUAACAUACAGUAGUUUAUCGAGAUGUCCAUUUGAGUGUGAGGUUUAGUGAUAUAACGAUAUUAACAUUAGUAAACGUUAUUGAAAUGGAAAAACGGUUUAUUGAAAUGAAAAAAAAUGAUGGAUUGCUGUUUUGCACCGAGAGUAAUAAUGGUGCUGAUGAACCCAUGGACAUUGUUGAUGAAAGAGUGGCUAUUUUAGACGCAGGGGCACAAUAUGGAAAAGUAAUAGACAGAAAGAUUCGUGAAUUAAGUGUCCACAGUGAAAUUCUGCCACUCGAUACACCUGCAUUUACCCUUCAAGAGAAAGGAUACAAGGCUACUAUAAUCUCUGGCGGUCCCAGUUCAGUAUAUGCCGAAGAUGCACCUAGGUAUGAUGCUGACAUUUUUCGAAUAGGAAUUCCCGUACUAGGUAUUUGUUAUGGGAUGCAGAUGAUGAACAAGGAAUUUGGCGGUACUGUAACCAGAAGAGAAAGUCGAGAGGAUGGCCAAUUUCCAGUUGAAAUUGAUACCAAGUGCCUGUUAUUUAAGGGCUUGGACAAGGAACAAAUGGUACUAUUAACACAUGGAGAUAGCAUAGAUAGGGUAGCUGACUGCUUUCGUACUACUGCCAGAUCAUCAAGCUUUAUAGCGGGUAUAGCGAGCGAUAAAAUGAAUUUAUACGGCGUGCAAUUUCAUCCAGAGGUAGAUCUAACGCCUAACGGAAAAUCGAUGCUACGUAACUUUUUAUUUGGUAUCGCUGGCCUUACGGGUAAUUACACGCUCCGCGAUCGGGAGAUGCAAUGUAUCCAAUAUAUCAGAAAUACUGUAGGCGACAAAAAGGUUUUGUUAUUGGUGAGCGGCGGCGUGGACUCGACGGUGUGCGCAGCUCUGUUACAAAAAGCUUUAAACAAAGAGCAAGUUAUAGCUCUACACAUUAAUAAUGGCUUCAUGCGUAAGGGAGAAACGCAAUUCGUGGAACAAAGUUUAGCCCAACUGUGUGUUACAUUAAGAGUAGUGAAUGCCAGUCGCUACUUCAUGCAGGGCACAACGACUGUUCCGUUGGACAAUGUCGCACCCAUGAAUGCCAAUGUUACGAAUAAUAAAGGAAUAUGCGGUACAGCGAGUAGCCCGAGAACCAGGUUAACUAAGAUGUUAUGCGAAACAACCAAUCCCGAGGAGAAACGGAAGAUUAUAGGAGAUGUUUUCGUAAGAGUCGCGAACGAAGCGAUGACGGAAAUGGGUUUGAAACCGGAAGACGUUUUUCUCGGGCAAGGCACUCUUAGGCCCGAUCUUAUAGAAAGUGCAAGCGCCUUAGUCAGUGGUAAAGCAGAUGCCAUAAAGACACACCAUAACGACAGCGAGCUUGUGCGAGUGCUACGAGCGCAAGGACACGUGGUUGAACCGUUAAAAGACUUUCAUAAAGACGAAGUGCGACAAUUGGGUUGCGAUCUCGGCUUGCCGGCGGCGCUCGUUGCGCGCCAUCCAUUUCCCGGCCCAGGCCUUGCAGUGCGAAUUCUUUGCGCGGACGAACCCUAUAUAGAGAGAGAUUUUUCCGAAACGCAGGUCAUAGUAAAAAUAAUGGCCGAGUACGAACAGAUGCUUCAGAAAAAGCACGCAUUGUUAAAUCGCGUGGAAGGCGCGACGACUGAAGCCGAGCGCCAGCAACUCCGUAGGGUCUCGAGUCAUCGUCACAUUGCGGCGACUCUCUUGCCUAUUCGUAGCGUAGGAGUUCAGGGCGAUCGAAGGAGUUACAACUACGUGGUGGGUUUAUCGUGCGAAGAAACCGUGUCCGAGGGAGUGGAAUGGGAAGAUAUGUUAUUCCUCGCGAAAUUAAUCCCACGCGUGUGUCACAACGUGAAUCGCGUGUGCUACAUUUUCGGGCCGCAACUUCAUCAUCCGAUCCAGGAUAUCACGCCCACGUAUCUCACGUCGAAUGUGAUAGCGACUUUACGACAGGCGGACCACUUAGCUAAUCAAGUGUUAGCUUCGAACGGCUGUAUGGGAGCGAUCAGCCAAAUGCCCGUUAUUCUAAUCCCGAUACAUUUCGACCGCGACACGGCAUGUCGAACGCUAUCCUGUCAACGUUCCGUAGUGCUUAGGCCGUUCUGUACUAAUGAUUUCAUGACUGGCAUACCCGCCAUUCCCGGCAAGGAUUUACCAAUACACGUGGUGAAAAAAAUGGUAACUGAAAUAUCUACGGUGCCCGGAAUCUCACGCGUUUUAUAUGAUCUAACGUCUAAACCACCGGGAACAACCGAAUGGGAGUAG
This is a messenger RNA of Linepithema humile (Argentine ant), 2464 nucleotides long. It is a transcript of the gene bur, whose product is annotated as GMP synthase burgundy. Gene Ontology annotation, cellular component: cytosol. Gene Ontology annotation, biological process: GMP biosynthetic process. The record is from RefSeq and is a predicted model, not a curated record. NCBI's taxonomy places the organism in Eukaryota, Metazoa, Arthropoda, Insecta, Hymenoptera, Formicidae. Gene Ontology annotation, molecular function: ATP binding; GMP synthase (glutamine-hydrolyzing) activity; GMP synthase activity.